This is a messenger RNA of Rana temporaria (common frog), 6259 nucleotides long. RefSeq names its product zinc finger protein 850-like. The transcript has 9 exons. Lineage: Eukaryota; Metazoa; Chordata; Amphibia; Anura; Ranidae. Gene Ontology annotation, biological process: negative regulation of transcription by RNA polymerase II. Gene Ontology annotation, molecular function: DNA-binding transcription repressor activity, RNA polymerase II-specific. Bases 16 to 5760 code for a protein of 1914 amino acids. The record is from RefSeq and is a predicted model, not a curated record.
UCACACACGGGGGAGAUGCCUUUUUCCUGUUCUGAGUGUGGGAAAUGUUUUUCAGUAAAGUCCACUCUUUCCAAACAUCAGAGAUCACACACGGGGGAGAAGCCUUUUUCCUGUCCUGAGUGCGGGAAAUGUUUUUCACAGAAGUCCUAUCUUUCCACACAUCAGAGAUCUCACACGGGGGAGAAGCCUUUUUCCUGUCCUGAGUGUGGGAAAUGUUUUUCACAGAAGUCCUAUCUUUCCACACAUCAGAGAAUACACACGGGGGAGUGGCCUUUUUCGUGUUCUGAGUGCGGAAAAUGUUUUUCAGAUAAGUCCCAUCUUUCCACACAUCAAAGAUCACACACGGGGGAGAAGCCUUUUUCCUGUCCUGAGUGUGGAAAAUGUUUUUCAGUGAAGUCCCGUCUUUCCACACAUCAAAGAUCACACACGGGGGAGAAGCCUUUUUCCUGUUCUGAGUGUGGAAAAUGUUUUUCAGAGAUGUCCCAUCUUUCCACACAUCAGAGAAUACACACGGGGGAGAAGCCUUUUUCCUGUCCUGAGUGCGGGAAAUGUUUUUCACAGAAGGCCAAACUUUCCAUACAUCAGAGAAUACACACGGGGGAGAAGCCUUUUUCCUGUUCUGAGUGCGGAAAAUGUUUUUCAGAUAAGUCCUAUCUUUCCACACAUCAGAGAUUUCACACGGGGGAGAAGCCUUUUUCCUGUUCUGAGUGUGGGAAAUGUUUUUCAGAUAAGUCCCGUCUUUCCACACAUCAGAGAAUACACACGGGGGAGAAGCCUUUUUCCUGUCCUGAGUGUGGAAAAUGUUUUUCAGAGAUGUCCCAUCUUUCCACACAUCAGAGAAUACACACGGGGGAGAAGCCUUUUUCCUGUCCUGAUUGCGGGAAAUGUUUUUCACAGAAGGCCAGUCUUUGCAGACAUCAGAGAUCUCACACGGGGGAGUGGCCUUUUUCCUGUUCUGAGUGCGGAAAAUGUUUUUCAGAUAAAUCCUGUCUUUCCACACAUCAGAGAUCUCACACGGGGGAGAAGACUUUUUCCUGUUCUGAGUGCGGAAAAUGUUUUUCACAGAAGUCCGAUCUUUCCACACAUCAGAGAUCUCACACGGGGGAGAAGCCUUUUUCCUGUUCUGAGUGUGGAAAAUGUUUUUCAGAGAAGUCCAAUCUUUCCAAACAUCAGAAAAUACACAGGGGGGAGAAGUCUUUUUCCUGUUCUGAGUGUGGGAAAUGUUUUUCAGUGAAGUCCCAUCUUUCCACACAUAAGAGAUCUCACACAGGGGAGAAGCCUUUUUCCUGUUCUGAGUGUGGAAAAUGUUUUUCAGAGAAGUCCAGUCUUUCCACACAUCAGAGAAUACACACGGGGGAGAAGCCUUUUUCCUGUUCUGUGUGCGGAAAAUGUUUUUUAAAGAAGGCCAGUCUUUCCAGACAUCAGAGAUCUCACACGGGGGAGAAGCCUUUUUCCUGUUCUGAGUGUGGGAAAUGUUUUUCAGUGAAGUCCCAUCUUUCCAGACAUCAGAGAAUACACACAGGGGAGAAGCCUUUUUCCUGUUCUGAGUGUGGGAAAUGUUUUAUACGGAAGUCCCAUCUUUCCAAACAUCAGAGAAUACACACGGGGGAGAAGCCUUUUUCCUGUCCUAAGUGCGGGAAAUGUUUUUCGCAGAAGGCCAAUUAUUCCAGACAUCAGAGAUCUCACACGGGGGCAAAGCCAUUUCCAUGUCCUGAGUGCGGAAAAUGUUUUUCAGUGAAGUCCAGUCUUUCCAAACAUCAGAGAUCUCACACGGGUGAGAAGCCUUUUUCCUGUUCUGAGUGUGGGAAAUGUUUUUCAGAGAAGUCCGAUCUUUCCAAACAUCAGAGAUCUCACACGGGUGAGAAGCCUUUUUCCUGUUCUAAGUGUGGGAAAUGUUUUUCAGAGAAGUCCAGUCUUAAGAGACAUCAGAAAUCUCACACAGGGGAGAAGCCGUAUUCCUGUUCUGAGUGUGGGAAAUGUUUUUUACAGAAGACCCAUCUUUCCACACAUCAGAGAUCUCACACGGGGGAGAAGCCUUUUUCCUGUUCUGAGUGUGGGAAAUGUUUUUCAGAGAAGUCCAGUCUUUCCAAACAUCAGAGAUCUCACACGGGUGAGAAGCCUUUUUCCUGUUCUGAGUGCGGGAAAUGUUUUUCAGAGAAGUCCAGUCUUUCCGCACAUCAGAGAUCUCACACGGGGGAGAAGCCUUUUUCCUGUUCUGAGUGUGGGAAAUGUUUUUUACAUAAGUCCGUUCUUUCCAAACAUCAGAGAUCUCACACAGGGGAGAAGCCUUUUUCCUGUUCUGAGUGCGGGAAGUGUUUUUCAGAGAAGUUCAAUCUUUACAGACAUCACAGAUCACACACGGGAGAGAAGCCAUUUUCCUGUCCUGAGUGCGGAAAAUGUUUUUCAGUGAAGUCCGAUCUUUCCACACAUCAGAGAUCUCACAUGGUGGUGAAGCCUUUUUCCUGUUCUGAGUGCGGGAAAUGUUUUGAAUAUAAGUCCAGUCUUUCCAAACAUCAGAGAUCUCACACGGGGGAGAAGCCUUUUUCCUGUUCUGAGUGUGGGAAAUGUUUUUCACGGAAGUACAAUCUUUCAACACAUCAGAGAUCUCACACGGGUGAGAAGCCUUUUUCCUGUUCUGAGUGCGGGAAAUGUUUUUCAGUGAAGUCCAGUCUUUCCAUACAUCAGAGAUCUCACAUGGUGGUGAAGCCUUUUUCCUGUUCUGAGUGCGGGAAAUGUUUUGAAUAUAAGACCAAUCUUUCCAUACAUCAGAGAUCUCACUCGGGGGAGAAGCCUUUUUCCUGUCCUGAGUGCGGGAAAUGUUUUUCAGAUAAGUCCCAUCUUUACAAACAUCAGAGAUCUCACACGGGGGAGAAGCCGUUUCCCUGUCCUGAGUGCGGAAAAUGUUUUUCUAAGAAGGUCAAUCUUUCCACACAUCAGAGAUCUCACACGGGGGAGAAGCCUUUUUCCUGUUCUGAGUGUGGAAAAUGUUUUUCAGAGAAGUCCACUCUUUCCAAACAUCAGAGAUCUCACACGGGGGAGAAGCCUUUUUCCUGUUCUGAGUGCGGAAAAUGUUUUUCAGAUAAGUCCCGUCUUUCCACACAUCAGAGAUCACACACGGGGGAGAUGCCUUUUUCCUGUUCUGAGUGUGGGAAAUGUUUUUCAGUAAAGUCCACUCUUUCCAAACAUCAGAGAUCUCACACGGGGGAGAAGCCUUUUUCCUGUCCUGAGUGUGGGAAAUGUUUUUCAGAGAAGUCCCAUCUUUACACACAUCAGAGAUCUCACACGGGGGAGAAGCCUUUUUCCUGUCCUGAGUGCGGGAAAUGUUUUUCACAGAAGUCCUAUCUUUCCACACAUCAGAGAUCUCACACGGGGGAGAAGCCUUUUUCCUGUCCUGAGUGUGGGAAAUGUUUUUCACAGAAGUCCUAUCUUUCCACACAUCAGAGAAUACACACGGGGGAGAAGCCUUUUUCCUGUUCUGAGUGUGGGAAAUGUUUUUCAGAUAAGUCCCGUCUUUCCACACAUCAGAGAAUACACACGGGGGCGAAGCCUUUUUCCUGUUCUGAGUGUGGAAAAUGUUUUUCAGAGAUGUCCCAUCUUUCCACACAUCAGAGAAUACACACGGGGGAGAAGCCUUUUUCCUGUCCUGAUUGCGGGAAAUGUUUUUCACAGAAGGCCAGUCUUUGCAGACAUCAGAGAUCUCACACGGGGGAGUGGCCUUUUUCCUGUUCUGAGUGCGGAAAAUGUUUUUCAGAUAAAUCCUGUCUUUCCACACAUCAGAGAUCACACACGGGGGAGAAGCCUUUUUCCUGUUCUGAGUGCGGAAAAUGUUUUUCACAGAAGUCCGAUCUUUCCACACAUCAGAGAUCACACACGGGGGAGAAGCCUUUUUCCUGUUCUGAGUGUGGAAAAUGUUUUUCAGAUAAGUCCAGUCUUUCCAAACAUCAGAAAAUACACAGGGGGGAGAAGCCUUUUUCCUGUUCUGAGUGUGGGAAAUGUUUUUCAGUGAAGUCCAAGCUUUCCACACAUAAGAGAUCUCACACGGGGGAGAAGCCUUUUUCCUGUUCUGAGUGUGGAAAAUGUUUUUCAGAGAAGUCCAGUCUUUCCACACAUCAGAGAAUACACACGGGGGAGAAGCCUUUUUCCUUUGAGAAGCUGUAUUUCUGUCCUGAGUGCGGUCAAAGUUUUUCAAUGAAGUCCAGUCUUUCCAUACAUCAGAGAUCUCACACGGGGGAGAUGCCUUUUUCCUGUUCUGAGUGCGGGAAAUGUUUUUUACGGAAGUCCCAUCUUUUCACACAUCAGAGAUCUCACACGGGGGAGAAGCCUUUUUCCUGUCCUGAGUGCGGAAAAUGUUUUUCACAGAAGUCCCAUCUUUCCACACAUCAGAGAUCACACACGGGGGAGAAGCCUUUUUCCUGUUCUGAGUGUGGGAAAUGUUUUUUACAGAAGUCCGAUCUUUCCACACAUCAGAGAUCUCAUACGGGGGAGAAGCCUUUUUCCUGUUCUGAGUGCGGAAAAUGUUUUUCACUGAAUUCAGAUCUUUCCAAACAUCAAAGAUCUCACACGGGGGAGAAGCCUUUUUCCUGUUCUGAGUGCGGAAAAUGUUUUUCAGUGAAGUCCAGUCUUUCGACACACCAGAGAUCUCACACGGGGGAGAAGCCUUUUUCCUGUUCUGAGUGUGGGAAAUGUUUUUCAGAGAAGUCCAAUCUUUCCACACAUCAGAGAUCUCAUACGGGGGAGAAGCCUUUUUCCUGUUCUGAGUGCGGAAAAUGUUUUUUACGGAAGUCCCAUCUUUCCAAACAUCAGAGAUCUCACACGGGGGAGAAGCCGUAUUCCUGUCCUGAGUGCGGGAAAUGUUUUUCAGUGGAGUCCAGUCUUUCCAGACAUCAGAGAUCUCACACGGGGGAGAAGCCUUUUUCCUGUCCUGAGUGCGGGAAAUGUUUUUCAGAGAAGUCCAGUCUUUCCAAACAUCAGAGAUCUCACACGGGGGAGAAGCCGUAUUCCUGUUCUGAGUGCGGGAAAUGUUUUUUACUGAAGUCCCAUCUUUCCAUACAUCAGAGAUCACACACAGGUGAGAAGCCGUAUUCCUGUCCUGAGUGUGGGAAAUGUUUUUCAGUGAAGUCCCAUCUUUCCACACAUCAGAGAUCUCACACGGGGGAGAAGCCUUUUUCCUGUCCUAAGUGCGGGAAAUGUUUUUCACAGAAGUCCCAUCUUUCCAUACAUCAGAGAUCUCACACAGGGGAGAAGCCGUAUUCCUGCAGCGAUUGCGGGAAAUGUUUCGAGAAGAGAUCGGAACUUAUCGUGCAUCAGAGACUGCACAGCGGAGAGAAGCCGUUCUGCUGUCCAGAGUGCGGGAAAUCUUACAGCCGGAAAACCGGGCUUGUUGCCCAUAUUAGAAGCCACACGGGCGAGCGUCCUUUUUCAUGUUCAGAGUGCGGGAAAAGUUUUGCACUGAAAACCCGUCUCUGCAAACACCAGAGAAGCCACACGGGCGAGCGACCUUUCUCCUGCUCGGAGUGCGGGAAAUCUUACAGGCGGAAGGACGAACUCGUCGUUCACAUGAGAAACCACACGGGCGAGCGGCCUUUUCCCUGUUCGGAGUGCGGGAAGUUUUACAGGCGGAAAGAGGACCUCGUGGUUCACAUGAGAAGCCACACGGGCGAGCGACCUUUUUCCUGCUCGGAGUGCGGGAAAAGCUUCUCACAGAAAUCGCAACUUCUCGUACACCAGAGAAACCACGCGGUCGAGCCUCCUCUUCCGUGAUAGGAGUGCGGGAAUUGUUUUCCCACCGAAAUCGCAACUUAUCCUACACCAGAUAAAAACCAUGAGGUCGAGCGUUCUUUUCCAGAGUGCGGGAAGUGUUUCCUUUACAAAAGAGAUCUUGUUUUUAUUCGGAGAAGUCAUAUGGGAGAGCAGCUUUUAGUGCGGGAAAAGUUUUUUUACUACUUUUUUUGGACACAAGAAAUGCCACAAAGGGUCAAAGUCGUCUUUUUCUUGUCCAUAGUGUGGAAAGUGUUUUUAUUGAUAAAUAGGACCUUGCUAGUCACCAGAGAAGUCAUUUUUUUUUCAAAGUGCGGGAAACUUUUUACUUAUAAAGGACACCAGUAAUACCACCGGGGGCAGAGUCUUCUCUUUCCUGUCCAUAGUGUGGAAAGUGCUUUAUGGAUAAAUGGGACCUUUUUUUUUUACCAGAAAAGCCACAUUAGGAGAGCAUUGGUUUUUUUUAUGCUUUUAGUGCGGGAAAUGUUUGAUUUAUAGAUAA